CACGCUCCCUGCUCGCCGUGCUCCAAGAUGGCGGCUCACUGUGCCCCGUAUCACCGCACAUCAUCGCAUUCGGAAGCUAAUCAUCGUCGUGUCCGGGCCGUGGGCGACCCAUGAGGGAGCCGAGCAGAAGGAGCCGAGCGGGGCGAGCGCUGCCAACUCUCAAACGCGGAAGCGUUAGUUCAUGCGAGGACCCGGUGUCGGUGUCGCUCUGAAGGGGGUCGCGUCGUCCGAGUAUGGCCACCGAGAACAGGAUCAAUUUCUGGAGGAGAAACGCAAAGGUUCCCGGAAGCGUGCAGCCAGUCUACGGAGCGCAGCAUCCACCUCUCGACCCGCGGUUGCGACGCACGUAUCCCAAAGACACGAAGCCAAAGUUCAACAAUCUCAAGUCAAAAAAGGCGUCUAGCUUCCACGAGUUUGCCCGCAGCACCAACGACGCGUGGGACAUAGACGAUGAGGAAGACGAGGAUUUCCUCGCAACCCCUGCCCCAACUUCAUCCCUGCCAUCAGGCCUGCACUCCACAGCCACACAGAACCCGCAGCAGCAGAAUCCGGCAGGGGACACAGAAAGCAGGUUGUCACACAGAGUGUCACCUCCUAGCUCAGAGGCUCCAAACCUCCAGGACGUUCAGGAGGAAGACGCAGACUGCGAGCACGUCAACGGCAAGGUUGUCAAGUCUAACAGUGAGGCCCACCUCGGCCCGUCCUCAGUCCGAUCCAUGCUGCAGAAGCAGCAGUCUCUCCCAGUUCGUUCCAUCAUCCCACUGGUGGCUCGUAUCUCGGAUCAGAAUGCGUCCGGGGCACCACCCAUGACGGUGCGGGAGAAGAACCGCCUGGACAAAUUCAAGCAGCUGCUUGCUAGUCCCAACACUGAUCUAGAGGAACUCCGGAAGCACAGCUGGUCGGGAAUUCCAAUAGAAGUCCGGCCAAUCACAUGGCGACUUCUCUCUGGCUACCUGCCAGCCAACAAGGAGCGCAGAGAGCUGGUGCUGAAAAGGAAACGAGAGGAAUACUUUGGUUUCAUCGAGCAGUAUUACAACUCCAGAACAGACGAGCACUACAAAGACACAUACCGACAGAUCCACAUCGACAUUCCAAGAACCAACCCUCUGAUUCCCUUGUUCCAGCAGCCUGUUGUGCAAGAGGUGUUUGAGCGUAUCCUUUUCAUCUGGGCCAUCCGUCACCCAGCCAGUGGCUACGUCCAGGGAAUUAACGACCUGGUCACACCCUUCUUUGUCGUCUUCCUGUCGGAGUUUGUCACGGAGGAUGUGGAGAACUUUGAUGUGGCAGCCCUGCCCCUGGACACGCAGAGAAACAUCGAGGCUGAUAGCUUCUGGUGCAUGAGCAAGCUGCUGGACGGAAUCCAGGACAACUACACCUUUGCUCAGCCGGGAAUCCAGAACAAAGUGAAAGCUUUGGAGGAGCUGGUCAGCAGGAUAGAUGAGGACAUUCACAAUCAUUUUAAGAAGUAUGAGGUGGAGUACCUGCAGUUUGCUUUCCGGUGGAUGAACAAUCUGCUGAUGAGGGAGCUGCCUCUUCGUUGCACUAUCCGUCUCUGGGACACCUACCAGGCUGAGGCAGAGGGUUUCUCCCACUUCCACCUGUACGUUUGUGCUGCCUUCCUCAUUGAGUGGCGCAAAGAAAUUCUCUCAAUGGUUGACUUUCAGGGCCUUCUCAUGCUACUGCAGAACGUUCCGACAAUCCACUGGGGGAACGAGGAAGUGGGUCUCCUCCUGGCCGAGGCUUAUAGACUGAAGUACAUGUUUGCCGAUGCACCCAGCCACUACAAGAGAUAGACCCGGGUCCUCCACGGCACAGCAAACACAGCAUACUUUUGAACUUCGAAUCAAACCUGACCGUGAAGGGAGGACAUCGUCUGAGAUACUCAGACAUAAGUGUUGUCUCUGAGGUAACCUAGAAGAGACUGGUGGAGCUCCAGGAGACCUCCAGGACGUUUUCUCAGAGCCACUCUCCUGUGACGCUGAAAUCCACUGACUACCACACUGGAUUUGGGUUUGUGGUGCAGCCAUCGAGUUCAGUAAAUAUGAGAUUAUUUGCAGUCAAUGCACUGCGCUGUAUCAAUGGACUGUUACAGUAUGAAUAACCGUAGCUAUGCCAUUUUGGUUGACUUUUUAAUUGUCUCUCAAGUCAAAUGUACACUGAGAGAUACAUGCUGUAAUAUAAAGGGAUGAUGAAUGUUUGUGAGAUCAUCCCCUUAGUGAAAGGUGGUAUCUACAGUUUCUAUUUAUUUUUUUUGGCAGAUUUGUUUUAGUAGAAGUUUGACCGUCGAAAUAUAUUAGGUGUAACCAGGCAACUAAAACACUGUCGUUUUCUCUCUGUUUGUUUAGUCUGACACUGUGGAGCUGUUCUAAUUAAGAUGGACUUUGGGUUUCCCACCCCCACUUUUUCAGAGAGGACAGCUAUUUUGGUUCAGGGUUACCAAAUCUGCACUGUACAAUCAACCAAUCAAAGUCCAUAGUUUGGGCCUCAAUCUGUCAAUUUACUCAGUAAAUACCAUUACUGAUAUUUUGGUAACUAUGACCUGGAUGAAUGAGAAUUCAUCCAUGUAAGUUUUCCCUCUCGGUCAUGAUGGAUGAGCUGGUCAAGAGGAUCAUUUUUUUUUUGUCUCGAAAUAAUGAUGCAGCUCUUGGGUGGAGCUCACAAAUGUCAAUGUCAAUUUCGAGUUGAAUUGCCUCCUGAAUGGAUCAGGAACAUGGGAGAACUUCAGUUUGAUGAAGCUUCGGAGCUCCUCGUUCACACGUCAGCUGAAAUGGGUCUAAUUGAUGUAGAUUAUUCAAAUGUUAUUAUGUUUUCGGCUGUUGAAAUACAAUUUUAGUUGGAGAUUGUGGCACAUUUUAACACAUUAACAGGCACAAAAUUAGAUCCGUCACACCUAACCUUUUGGCCUGACUGAGUGUUGAUUUUACUAAACCUUAAUUUUUAUGCAAAACAAGAGGGAACUAGUCUUAUUAAUGGUUUUAUGAUCAUCUGUGAAGUAUCUUAUUCAAACCGUGGGGCCACUGUAAGAUAAUAAAAAGUAGUUUAGAAUCAUAGUUUAUGGGGACAUUGCCUCUGUCAACUCCUGUUGGUACUGAAAAACAUUCAGUCUGAAAACAGUGCAGCUCAUUUUAAUACUUGUUUUAUAUUUGUUUAAGGUAAGGUUUUGCUUUUCACUGUUUUAUUUGUAACUGCAUUUUGUGUGUGGGUGUGUGUGUGGUUGUGGGGAGGGUGUUACUAUUAGUCAUCUACCUUCAUUACCAGUGAUAAUUCUAACACAGUGACGGACUCCUGCUCAUUGUAAAUUUCAUUGUCAUAAUUCGGGGCCCGGAAUUAUUCAGUCCUUCUGAAAUGUGGUGGUCCAACCAUAAACGGACUUAUGGCAUUAUAUUCCGUGAAGAAGACGCUGUGGUGCUGAAAAUGAGUUAUUUUUUAGUUUUGGAAAGGUCUUAACACAUUCAUGGAACCUGUUUGUAGUUCAUUCAUUGUCAGUUUUGUCAUUAUUAAUCCACCUGUAGUCUUGCUGACACAUGGUCACAGUUUGCCUUUAGCCUUAAAGUUUGUUUUCUUCAUUCAGGUGCACCAACUGAUUGUGUCCCUACCACGAUGGUGUUGUUCACUCCAUGCUGUGUUUGUGUAAAAGCUUGUGUCUUCAGACACGAUGUUGAUGACUAAAGGCUAACAAAAAUUUUGAAACUUAACGAUUUGUUCUCUAUAGUGUUAGUGCUGUUUUAACAAUCAUAUGCCACAUCUCUAUCGGGCCGAUAUAGUCUGUUAUAUCACAGUGCUUCAAGAAACACUUCCCUGCGGAAUUCAGCCUUGAAUGAAGAAAUCUGAAAUGAUUACAGUACCUGCUGUAUGUUAACUUUUUGUUUAUAUUAAACGAUUGUUACACAAUUGCCAACAUGA
Messenger RNA from Scophthalmus maximus (turbot), 3903 nucleotides. It is a transcript of the gene tbc1d22b, whose product is annotated as TBC1 domain family, member 22B. The transcript has 14 exons. Bases 234 to 1793 code for a protein of 519 amino acids. Gene Ontology annotation, biological process: activation of GTPase activity. Lineage: Eukaryota; Metazoa; Chordata; Actinopteri; Pleuronectiformes; Scophthalmidae. The record is from RefSeq and is a predicted model, not a curated record. Gene Ontology annotation, molecular function: GTPase activator activity.